Messenger RNA from Eruca vesicaria subsp. sativa (arugula), 2328 nucleotides. NCBI's taxonomy places the organism in Eukaryota, Viridiplantae, Streptophyta, Magnoliopsida, Brassicales, Brassicaceae. The record is from the annotation of a GenBank genome assembly.
AUGAGUUAUUCUCAGCAAACUAGAAGAAACAGAGCACUCUCCUCUGUUUCCACACUUCUCCUAAGCUUCCUCCUCUGCAUCUCCAAGCCAUCAAACGCUCAGUCUUCUUCUCCGGUGUUCGCAUGCGACGUAGCCGGAAACCCUUCUCUCGCCGGGUUCGGAUUCUGCAACACGGGGUUGAAAGCUGAAGCACGAGUCACCGAUCUUAUCGGAAGAUUGACGUUGGAGGAGAAAAUAGGGUUUCUUGUGAGCAAUGCUAGUGGCGUGAGCCGCCUUGGGAUUCCUUAUUAUAAUUGGUGGUCGGAGGCACUUCACGGUGUCUCUUCUGUGGGCCGUGGUAGUGAUUUCUCCGGUUUAGUCCGUGGCGCCACAAGCUUCCCUCAAGUCAUACUCACCGCUGCUUCCUUCAAUAUAUCUCUGUUCCAAGCCAUUGGCAAGGUUGUGUCGACAGAAGCUAGAGCAAUGCACAACGUUGGACAAGCUGGAUUAACAUUCUGGUCACCCAACGUGAACAUAUUCCGGGACCCAAGAUGGGGGAGAGGGCAAGAGACCCCCGGCGAGGACCCGACGCUCACGAGCAAGUACGCGGUGGCUUAUGUUAAAGGUCUUCAGGAGACUGACGGUGGAGAUCCUAACCGUCUAAAAGUUGCUGCUUGUUGCAAACAUUACACCGCCUAUGAUCUUGACGAAUGGAAAGACGUCUCUCGUUUUACAUUCAACGCCGUUGUGAACCAGCAAGAUAUGUAUGAUACGUUUCAACCACCGUUCAAGAGCUGUGUGGUUGAUGGGAAUGUGGCUAGUGUCAUGUGUUCUUACAACAAAGUUAAUGGUAAACCGACAUGUGCUGAUCCUGAUCUGCUUUCUGGUGUGAUCCGUGGUCAAUGGAAGUUAAAUGGGUACAUUGUUUCGGACUGCGAUUCAGUAGAAUUUAUGUAUACGAGACAACACUAUACCAAUACUCCAGAGGAAGCUGUGGCGAAGUCUAUGUUGGCAGGUUUGGAUUUGAAUUGUGAUCAUUACGCAGGUCAACACGCCAUGGAAGCGGUUAAGACCGGUUUAGUAAACGAAUCAGCUAUUGACAACGCGCUUUCAAACAACUUCGCGACUCUGAUGCGUUUAGGAUUCUUCGAUGGUGACCCAAAGAACCAGCCCUACGGUAAUCUCGGUCCUAAAGACGUUUGCACAGCUGAGAACCAAGAACUCGCUAGAGAAGCCGCAAGACAAGGCAUUGUCUUGCUCAAGAACUCUCCUGGUUCACUUCCCUUCUCACCUUCUGCGAUCAAAACGUUGGCAGUGAUCGGACCAAACGCUCAUGAUGUCAACCAGACAAUGAUAGGAAACUACCAUGGGGAACCUUGCAAGUACACAACACCACUUCAGGGACUGACACAAACGGUUUCAGCAACAUACAGCCCGGGAUGCUCUAAGGUGGCGUGCACGGAAGCGGAUAUAAACUCAGCAACAGCUUUGGCGGCUUCUGCUGACGCGGUUGUGCUCGUGAUGGGCUUAGACCAAACCAUUGAGAGGGAGGACCUUGACCGAGUCAACCUGAAUCUUCCCGGAAAACAGCAAGAGCUUGUGACAGAAGUGGCUAGAGCAGCGAAAGGACCAGUGGUGCUAGUCAUCAUGUCUGGUGGAGGGUUUGACAUUACCUUCGCCAAGAACGAUGAGAAGAUCACAAGCAUCAUGUGGGUCGGGUAUCCCGGCGAAGCCGGUGGUUUAGCCAUUGCUGACGUCAUCUUCGGUCGUCAUAACCCGAGUGGACGGUUACCAAUGACGUGGUAUCCUCAGACGUAUGUUGAGAAAGUUCCGAUGUCGAAUAUGAACAUGAGACCCGACGAAGCAAACGGAUACCCGGGUCGGACUCACCGGUUUUACGCGGGAGAAACAGUGUACGCCUUCGGAGACGGGAUAAGCUACAGUAAGUUCAGCCAUCGACUAGUGAAAGCCACACGUCACCUCUCUCUCAGGUUAGACGAGAGCCACGUUUGUCAAUCUUCUGAAUGUCAGUCACUGGACGCGGUGGGACCACACUGCGAGAGCGUCGUUGAAGUCCACGUGGAAGUAAGCAACGUUGGAGACAGAGAAGGGAGUCACACGGUGUUAAUGUUCACGUCGCCGCCGGCUGUACACAGAUCGCCGAUCAAGAAUCUAGUAGGGUUCGAGAAGGUUGGUUUGGGGAAGAGUGAAGAGGUGACGGUUAGGUUUAAGGUGGAUGUUUGUAAAGAUCUGAGUGUGGUUGAUGAAACAGGGAAGAUGAAAGUAGCUUUGGGGGAACAUGUUCUCCAUGUCGGAAGCUUGAAACACUCCUUGACCAUUAGUAUCUGA